AAAUUGGUGUUAAAAUUGAGAACGUUGCAGACAUCAUAACAACUAAUAUGUAACUUAUUUUGUUAUGUAAUGCGCGUUUUACUGUCAUUGUUAAAAGACAGCAAUUGUAAAUAUAUUUAUUUUUAUUAAUAAUUAUUUAUAUUAUUUUCGAAAGUAUGAUAUAUUUAUUAUAAAUCUAGGACAGUUAAUAGUUCUAGAACAGUGAACUUACUGUAGCCAGUAUAGGUCAACCUAGAGCAGUUUAUGGACGUUUCGCGCCACUACCAGUUCGUUCCACUGAUAUUUGUGAAGAAAACCAGUAGCCAUUGGAUUGUUUGUUUACUAAUUGGACACUAAAGGCACGUGCUACUAAUUAUUACUUUAGAAGAAACUGCCAUCAACCACCAAAGGAAAAGUGAUAUACCAUCAGUACUGUUCAGUAGGUGCAGCAACAUGAUGGAUGAAAUUCCAGUCCUUGAAGAAGGAUGUGAUGUUCAGGAAAGCAAGAUUAGGCCUCGCUACAGCCUACCUAUGAUCCGACUUACUACUGUUUUUGUAGCCACUGUUUUUCUGGAUGGAAUAGUUUCAAAUGUCCUUUGGUUCACACCUGGUGCAUCAGAUUACUUCAUCGACAGUGUGGCCAAGUAUGCCUUUCUCAGCUCUGUAUUUGACCUUGUCCUUGUGGCUGUCUUGAAGAUUUUAAUCCUCAUUCCAUGUAUAUCUCUUCGAGAGAAACUGGCAUUAAGGCAGAUCCAACAUGGAAGCUAUGUAGAUAAGCAGCACCUUAACUCAGUGUGUUUUGCAGUGCAAAUUGCAGUAUCCCUUGCUGGACUGGCAUUCACAGGUACUAAAGGGGGAAUGGUUUUGUAUGCCAUCGUUCAUGACUCCAAUUAUGUAAAGAUGCACGGAACAUGCGAGGCUUUGCUGAUAUGUGCGCUAGUUUUCUCUCUGGUGGAAACUGGGAUGUUACUUGCUAGCUACAAAGCCUUAGAGAGAUUAAAGGACAUUCAAAUUGUGCACAAUUAUAAUGAAGAUGGCCUUGAAGUGGAUAAAGAUGGCAAUCCUGUUAAAAGAUUGAGCAUAAUGCGACUGUUUUCACUUGCGAGAGAGGAGCUGUUUAUGCUGCUAAUGGGCGCCUUGUGUCUUCUUGUGUCCAGUGGGACCCAGAUGGUGGCGCCACUCUACUUUGGCAAGGUCGUUGAUGCAGCCCAGCAUAGCAUGAGUGAAUUGAAUGAGACAGUGUUCAUCCUGCUGGGAAUCUAUGUGGGGGGCAACUUGUUCAGCAUGGCUCGUUCCUGGCUCUUUACUCUAGCAGGACAGCGGGUGGUUGCUAGGUUACGCAAGGUGCUCUUUCAGUCCAUCAUCAGACAAGAUGUGGCCUUUUUUGAUACAAACAGAACUGGUGAGCUAUGUAACCGGCUGUCCUCUGACACUCAGGUUCUUCAGAAUGCAGUAACAGUGAACAUGUCAAUGCUGUCACGCUACGUGCUGCAGAUGAUUGGUUCCCUGGUGUUCAUGUUCACCCUCAAUGCCUCCCUUACUGGUGUCCUCCUGGCUGUGGUACCCCUUGUUAGUGUUCUAGCCGUCCAGUAUGGCAAGUAUAUGAAGAAGCUGAGGAAGGACUUUCAAGAUCGUCUUGGUGAUGCCGGCACCCAGGCUGAGGAGAGCCUGUCCAGUAUCCGGACCGUGCGGAUGUUCUCUGCGGAAAGCAAGUCAGCUGACCUGUAUGGGGUGGACGUAGACCGGAGCUACCAGGUUGGCAAGAAGCUGGCUGCAGCUGGAGGUGUAUUUGAGGGAGGCGUAGGAGUGCUUGUCUCUGGCUCAAUAGUGCUUGUGCUUUGGUAUGGGGGCAAACUGGUGCAUGACAACUACACAGACCCUAAUAAGGGGAUCACACCUGGAAUCUUGACAGCUUUCUUGUUAUACACCUUACAAGUAGCACUUGCCUUCGCCUUGAUGUCAUCAUUAUAUGGAGAUUUUAUGCAGGCUGUUGGAGCAUCCACGCGAAUAUUUGAACUCAUGGACAGGACACCAAAAGUAUCAAAUGAGAAUGGAAAAAAACUUUCUGAGUUAGAUGGACGUAUUGAGUUCAAGGCUGUAGAUUUCACCUACCCUUCAAGACCUGACACCAAAGUGAUCAAGAACUUUUCUCUGACCGUGGAACCAGGGGAGAUGGUUGCCCUGGUUGGGCCAUCGGGUGGUGGCAAGUCAACCAUUGUCAACCUUAUAGAGCGAUUCUAUGAUCCUGAUCAGGGAAACAUUACACUAGGGGGUCAUAAUCUACGUGAGCUGGACCCGCAGUGGUUCCGUCAGAGGAUUGCCAUGGUGAGCCAGGAACCCACACUGUUUGCCUGCUCCAUCAGGGACAACAUUGCAUACGGCAGGCAGGCCACCAUGGAAGAGGUGAUGGAAGCCGCAAAGGAAGCUAAUGCUCAUGAAUUUGUCAGUGGGUUUGAGGAUGGUUAUGACACGCUGGUGGGGGAGCGAGGCGUCCGUCUGUCUGGCGGCCAGAAACAGCGAAUAGCGAUUGCCAGAGCUCUCAUCAUGGAUCCUGUUAUUCUCCUGUUAGAUGAGGCUACAAGUGCACUUGAUGCAGAAUCUGAACACCAGGUCCAGGAGGCGGUGGACCGAGCCAUGAAGAAGCGGACUGUGGUCGUUAUAGCACACAGGCUGUCUACAGUUCGCAAGGCUGGAAAGGUUGUGGUUAUUGACAAGGGAGAGAUAGCAGAGCAAGGUACCCAUGAUGAGUUGCUGGCCAGGGACGGGGUCUACAAGAAACUUGUACAUCGACAGAUGAUGGCAGGGUUCAGUGCGGAUACCAAUGCUGUGAAAGUUGACACCAGUAUAGAGCCCAGUGCCAGUAGCAAUGCUGUUGAAGCUCACGUUAUAAAUGAUUUAGACUGAAUGGUUUGGUUAAAGUGACUGAAUUUCAAAGGUUCGUGUGAAUUAAUUGAAAGGGUGAAUUGAUUCAUAUAUUGCAAGCAAGAAACAUUUUAAAUUGUGUAUUUGAUCAUGAUCAAUAUGACGUGCAUGUUUAAUUGUGUACAUGCUCAUGGUGAAAAUGAUGAACAUUUUAAUUGUAUACAUGAUUAUGAUGAAAAUGAUGUACAUGUUUAAUUGUGUACACGAUCAUGAUGAAUAUGAUGUACAUUUUAAUAUGUGUGCAUGCUCAUGAUGAAAAUGAUGUAUAUGUUGUUGUUUUUACAAAAGAGAAGAU
Dreissena polymorpha is the source of this 3196-nucleotide messenger RNA. RefSeq names its product ABC transporter B family member 1-like. Lineage: Eukaryota; Metazoa; Mollusca; Bivalvia; Myida; Dreissenidae. Bases 433 to 2883 code for a protein of 816 amino acids. Gene Ontology annotation, biological process: transmembrane transport. Gene Ontology annotation, cellular component: membrane. Gene Ontology annotation, molecular function: ATP hydrolysis activity; ATP binding; ABC-type oligopeptide transporter activity. The transcript is spliced from 19 exons. The record is from RefSeq and is a predicted model, not a curated record.